Molecule: messenger RNA, 7006 nt
Organism: Hyla sarda
Lineage: Eukaryota; Metazoa; Chordata; Amphibia; Anura; Hylidae
Gene: RBM27
Product: RNA binding motif protein 27
Exons: 21
Coding region: 633-3581 (982 amino acids)
Biological process (GO): mRNA processing
Cellular component (GO): nucleus
Molecular function (GO): metal ion binding; RNA binding
Source: RefSeq, a predicted model, not a curated record
AGAAUAUUAUAGAGUUUAUUUUUCAAUAUGGAGGCUUCAAGGGAUUCUCCUCUUAGAUGAAUGCCCAUUCUCACGUGUUUUAGAGGUAAGAAUAUUAUAGAGUUUAUUUUUCAAUAUGGAGGCUUCAAGGGAUUGUCCUCUUAUUGGAGAUGAAUGCCCCUGCUCACGUGUGCCUAUAGAACGCUGUACACACGGGCAGUCAGCAGCGGUAUCCCCGAGAGACAGCCCUACUGUCCCUCUACUCCAGGCACCAUGCGGUAUUACAACCACUGCCGAGACUCCUCCUACUAAUGACCAACAAGCUCUAGUCCCGCCCCGCAACAGCCUAUUGGUCGCCGUCCGUCACGUCCAGCAUCGCGAUUGGCUGCCCUUAGCUGUCCGUCUUCCGGUCCUUUCGUAGGCCCUAAUGCCUGCCUAAGUUGUGCCGUGCUUGGGACGGGAGUUGAGCCGGUGAUAGGUGUCCGUGCAGAGCGGGGAGAGCCGGGACGACGGGCGGGAAGCUUCUUCUGGACGUGUACACUAGACGAGUCCGGUUCAGGCGGGACCCCCGGUGAGACGAGGAUGAACGCUGAGAUCGCGGUGCUGGCACGAUAGUGGUCUCCACACCCCCCAGGCCUGCCCCAGUCGUCGACAUGCUGAUAGAGAAUGUGGAUGCCUUCAAGACGUGGCUGGCCAAGUUACUGGAGCCCAUAUGUGAUGCUGACCCUUCAGCUUUAGCAAACUAUGUUAUUGCUUUGGUACGAAAGGACAAACCGGAAAAGGAGUUAAAGGCCAUAUGCGCUGACCAGCUGGAUGUUUUCCUACAGAAAGAAACAAAUGUCUUUGUGGAUAAACUAUUUGAAAGUUUGCACACCAAAAGCUAUCUUCCCCCUGAGGAAACCAUAAAAGAGGAAGAAAAGGAGGAGAUACCGGACAAGCGCCAUGCGCCUGUGGUUGGAACAGGACAGCUUCAAGAGAGCUAUGAAGAGGAAAGAGAACUGAGAAAAAAGAAGCCCCCAAGCCCUCAAAGAAAUCGCUCAGCAUCUGCUGAGAGAAGGACAAGAGAGAAAAAGAGGGAGGAUGGCAAAUGGAGGGACUAUGACAGACAUAGAGAAAAGUACGAUUGGAGAAGAAGUAAAAGUCCUCUCAAAAACAGGUCGACAAAUCGUAGUAGGAGCCGCAGCAGAGGAAGAAGCAGGGACCGUGAAUCUACCAGAAGUAGAGAUCACCGGGAGAGGUCGAAGUUUGAGUCUGAAAGAAGCGACGUGGAGCCGCCUGCCUACGCUCCAGCCUCGCAGGCAGCAAGCAUCUCCAAUGAGCAGCAGUAUUCCUCUGGUGGGCAGGCUAUCCCCAGUACUGUGACUGUCAUCGCACCUGCUCACCACCCUGAGAGCACAACAGAGAUAUGGUCCAAUUACUAUAACAACCACAACCCGCCCAGCUUUGCUAGAAACCCACCCCCGAAACGACGCUGCAGAGAUUACGAUGAACGUGGAUACUGUGUUCUUGGUGACCUCUGCCAGUUUGACCAUGGGAAUGACCCCUUGGUGGUUGAUGAAGUUUCAUUGCCCAGCAUGAUUCCUUUCCCUCCUCCCCCUGGACUUCCACCGCCUGGUAUUUUAAUGCCUCCCAUACCUGCCCCAGCACACAAUAUGAGAAUGCCGGUCCCACGUCCGAUCACCCAGCCCCCUCCUGCUGUCCAUCCUGCUCCACGGCUUCCAUUAACGCAUUCAGGCUUUGUAAAUAACCGUGAACAGCAAGGAACAAGUACUGUGCCCAGUCUUGCACCAGUAGGGGGAAGGCUACCUCCUCCAUUACCUCCUCAGAAUCUGCUUUACUCUGUUUCAGAACAUACGUAUGAGCCUGAUGGGUACAAUCCUGAAGCACCUAGUCUUACAAACACUGGUAGAACUGGAUACCGGCAGUUCUUCACACGGGCCCAGACGCAGAGGCCAAAUUUAAUCGGGCUGACAUCUUGUGACAUGGACUCUGCACCACGAGCUGCUAAUAUUGUCAUACAAACGGAGCCACAAGCUUCUACACCUGUAUAUAGUAACCUCAACAGAGUAGUGGUAGAGCCGGAUAGGAAACGAGCACUUGGAAAUACAAAUGAUGGGCCUUUCGCUAAGAAACCGUGGAUGGACAAACAAGGUAACAACAACCAUAAUAAACUUGGUUUUGGGAAGAAGAUUCAGUACACGAAUACCAAACUUGAAGUCCGAAAAAUUCCUCCGGACCUAAACAACAUUACCAAAUUGAACGAGCACUUCAGUAAAUUUGGUACCAUAGUUAAUAUUCAGGUUGCUUUCCAAGGCGAUCCAGAAGGUGCGCUCAUCCAGUACUCCUCCAAUGAAGAAGCCAGGAGAGCGAUCUCCAGCACAGAAGCAGUUUUAAACAAUCGGUUUAUUCGAGUUCUUUGGCACAGGGAAAAUAAUGAGCAACAGGGUUCUCAGCAGCAUCUGACUCCCCAUCAUCUAACGCACACUGUACCCACCACACAGUCAUCUGUUCCUGCACCUGGACAAGCUCACCUGCAGAAGACAAUGUCCAAACCUCUCACCCAGGGUUCCUAUGUCCUCAAUAAACUACCUGCAAAACAUCGGCUUGGACCAGUCACCAGUCAGUCUGAUUCAACUUUUGUGGCUUCUAACCAGAACAACUCAGGAGAAGAACCUGGGACCCUGCCACCUGCCUCCAAAAUGGUUUACAACUCUGCCGGCUCAAAAGUAGCAAAUAAGAACCCAGCAGGAUCCAAACCUGUAGAUGUGCAGGAUCCACUGAAGAAAAAACAGGAAGCCUUGAAGCUCCAACAAGACAUGAGAAAGAAGAAACAAGAAAUGUUAGAAAAGCAAAUUGAAUAUCAGAAGAUGUUGAUAUCAAAGCUAGAGAAAAACAAGAGCAUGAAAGCAGAAGAGAGGACAGAGAUAAUGAAAACUCUGAAAGAACUAGAUGAGAAAAUCUCUCAGGUCAAGGAUGACUUAAAGACAUUAGCUGCUCCAUCUAAGGUCAAGUCUAAGAUUGAGGCUCAGAAAGAGCUUCUAGACGCAGAGAUGGAUUUCCACAAACGACUUUCCUCAGGAGAAGACACAACAGAGUUGAGGAAAAAGCUCAACCAGUUGCAAGUUGAGGCUGCUCGAUUAGGUAUCUUACCUGCUGGACGGGGGAAAACUGUCCCAAUGCAGACCAGGGGCAGAGGACGUGGACGAGGAGGAAGGGGAAGGGGCUCACUGAAUCACAUGGUUGUGGAUCAUCGUCCCAAAACAAUAUCUGUGGCAGGCUUUUAUGAGAAAGAAAAAGAAGAGUUGUUACAACACUUUGCUAAAUUUGGUGAUAUUGACGACUUGAAGGAAGAAGAGUUUCCACCGACUGUCAUUUUAACAUUCAAGACAAGGCAAGAGGCUGAAAAUGCUGCUAACCAAGGUUCGAAAUUUAAAGGUCGAAAGCUUAUAGUAUGUUGGCACAAACCGAAGACUCCUUCCUUAUCCAUAGAGGUUGAAGAAGAGGAACCUAAGGAAGAGGAAGCAGAGACUUCAGAUACAUUUCUUCAUGAAGACGAUGAUGAGGAUGAGGAUGAAGAUGAAUCUCGUUCUUGGCGAAGAUGAAAGCACCAAUGAAAAAACAGAAAUGUACAUAAGUUAAUUUUUUUAAGAUGUGUUUACUGACAUUUUUACUAUAGAAACCUGAGGAAGAAAGAAAAGAAGUGUGAACCCAAAUGAGCCAAUAAUUUUCUCCUUGUCACGGGAAGUAAAUAUCUUGAUUGUGUAAAUUCACUACGUUUAAUGCUUUUCUAUGAAAGCCAAAGGCUAUAGACUGUUUGUGUUUAUGUUUUUUAUUUUUCAUUUUAAUAUACAUGAUCCUACAUGGAGAGUAGGGUGAGAAAUAUUUUUGGAAAUCUUUAAAGCUCUUUUUUUUUUUUUAUUACUAUACAUCUACCAACUUUUGAGCAGAUUCUCAGUAACAGAAGUAUUUAUGCCACACAUCCCAUAAAGCACAGCUGCAAAUUAACGUUUUGACCAAUAAUCUUAAGAACCAACUGGUUAAUAUUAAAAGAAUACCUAUAAAAUGUUCACCCAUACUAUUGCUACCACAGGUACCUAAGGAUUUGAAGUGGAAACUAAUAACCUGACAACUUGUGCCAAAUUUGGCUUUCUGUAUUGCUGUAUGAUUUCUAUGCUAUUAUGUACUUGGAAAACAAUUUAGGAUCUGAGUGCACUUUUUUUUUUCUUUGUACAUAUCUGCCAAAGCAUUCUUUGCCAUAAUUGACAUAAAAUCAAUGAUGCAGAUGGUGUGCUUAGCAUAGCAUAUACUGGCUAUUUCCCAGUUCUGUAUCAUCUAGGAGAUCUCAAUUAUCUUGUCAGAUAUCUCAUAGGAAACAAGUAUACCUAGGCCGAAUUAGCUAAAGUCCCAGGUUUAAGUGUCUUAGUCAGAUAAGUCUUUGCAUGUUGUUUGGAUGAUUUAAACCCUUCUGCCCCCCAUAAAAUAUGCUGGUUGUCAUAGUUUUAAAGAGAACCUGUCCUAAGGUUUAAACACAGUUUAAAGGCUGAUAUUGCACUACUUCUAUUGGAUUACCAAAUCACAUUAGCAACCCCUAAAAAGCGAUAUGCAGUGUAGAGGUUAAGCUUGUGUGACAGACUCCUCCAAUCUGUGAUAGAGUAAAGACUUUUUCCACGGCUUAUUCUCGGUUGGGUGAACGUUCAUAAGAACGCAUGUUCCCCUUAGCUGGCCCAUGUAAAAGGGCCAGCAAGGAACUCUUUUGUGUGUCAAAUGAAACGUUUGCCAUCUGCCGCACAUUAUGUAAAUGGAAUAUGUGGCUGGCAGUGAUGAAUUUAAAAGGCCACAUGAACGAUUAAGCCUUGGGAAGGCCCGGAGAAAAAGAACUGUGGGUGAUCGGUGCCUGUUAUCUGUCUAAAAGGUCCUGUUCAUAACCUGUUAAGCCGUUUAGUGAGUACGCUGCUUUGGCGGCCAGCACAUACAUUAUAGUGAAUCCUUUUUGAGAGGACCAUCUAAAAUAGCAUUGAAAAGGUCUUCUAGGUUAGGUGGUACUCUAAAAAAAAAAAAAAAAAAAAAAAAAUGCUCACUAUGCAUAGUAGAGAUCACAAAAUGUGGUCUUCUGAAAGAGGUGGCCAUUUGAAGAUGUUUCACUGUAAAUGUAUCUGCAGAACCCGACUUACUUGACCAAAGCCAAAAAAAGGCUUUUGGGCAAUUAUACCUAUACAGCUGUAUGUAUUGGUGUGUACUCAUUUACAUGUGUUGCAAGGUUUUAACAUGAUAUGAACAGGUCCUAAAGCUUUGAAAGAAUUUAAUUAAUAGAAUGUUUGUUUUUAAGGGUAUGAAAUAUGCACAUGGAGUAAACAUUUCACUUCAAUCUCAUUUAAUGUAGCCAGCUCCAAACCAAGACAUGUGCCUUGUAAGUUUACAGUACAAGCUAGUAAAUGAAAAUGUUAUAUAACUGGCUUAAUUUGCGAACUUUUUUUGCGCUAGUUUUCAUUGCUUGAUUUUUGGAAGCUUUUUUUUUUUUUUCUUUUUUGAAAACUGCAGUCACUGCCAGGCCCUUGCAGGCAACAUUGGUAAUGUCUUGAAAUCUUUAUAUAUGAUAAAAGACUAGGGAAGGGGACAAAAGAUAUAGAUAUAUAUAUAUAUAUAUAUUAUGUACAGAUGUUUUCUUAAGAUGUAUAAUUUUGUACAUAACUAUCUCCUUUCUCUGUACUAACAGAGCAUUUAAAUUGAUGCCCAAAAAGUUUUAUUUUUCUAUCAGCCGUAGGGAGAGAGGAGACCAACCAAAUAAUUUUCAGAAAGCAGCAAGUUCUAAGUUGUGUCCACAGCUACAGCAAGCUAAAUAUGUGUCACAAAUGAUCCUGUAGUUUCCAUAUAAACCUUUUACGGCUUAUGAUUUGUUCUUUAUUCUUGUUUAACGGUUUAUAGUAGAUUGAAUUGUAAACUAUUUUACAUGUCCAUGAAAGGCUAUACCAACAAGUCAGUCUCUUGAUCCUAUGGUAGGAUCAUGUGUUGCUAAAAUGUGACAUGUUUUUAAGGAGUUAAUUAAAGGGGUAUUCCGGGCAAACACAUCUUAUCCCCUAUUGAAAGGAUAGGGGAUAAGAUGUCUGAUCCGGGGGGGGGCGCCGCUGCGUCUUGCAGUUUUGGAAACCGCCGGGCUUCCGAGACGGGGACGUGACGUCACGCUCCCUCCAUUCAUGUCUUAUCCCCUAUCCUUUCUAUAGGGGAUAAGAUGUUUUUGUCUGGAAUACCCCUUUAAGGACCUCUUAUGCAGAGUCCUAGGCCCUCUAUCUAUCAAGGGUUAAGAUGUCUUACUGUGUUGCUACUGCUUUAAGCAUAUUACUGUAUUCAUAGCAUUGAAAGCCUACACCAGUGUGGCAUGAAAAAAGUUUCUUGGCCCUUGUAAACAAAUGGUCCAUAUGUGUGCGCACACAGACCUUCAUUUAAUGUGUGCCACAAUUGCAGUUUAGAGUGCCUUGCAAAAAAAAAAUCAGCAUUCUACAAUACAGGCUUUGGGUAAUGUAAAAGGUACACUUUCAGUAAAUUGGGGAAAAAUUAGGUAAAACUUCCAACCCCAAAUUAUUUUUAUUGCCAUCAUAAAAUGCUUUCUAGUCUUCCUGUUUGUUUCAUCUAUUGGUACUUAGUGAAAGAUAAAUGAUAAAAUGUUUGAUAAAAAUAUUGCAGAGAAUAUAUGCUAAAGGUUAGUAAGUGACUGACUGUCCCAGUUCUGAUGGCUGUUCAUUAUACAGUUCCAUGCUGGGACCAAAUGUGUAAAUCCAAAGACAGCCUUAACUGAUAUGUUUGACUCAAACCAUUUUCCACAUGGAACUGUGUUUAGGCAGCCGAAGGCCAAAUGUACAAAUGCUGUUUUGGAACAGUAACCAAAAGCACGAGGGAGUCAUAACUGGCAUAAGCUGUAUUACCAGACACAAUUAUAUCUGCAUCGGGCACUUUCUCAAGCCAUACACUUAGAAUGCAUUGUCUAUUAUUCCAGCCUAUUUAAUAUGAACUUAAAAAACAAAAACAUAUAUAU